AUGUUUCCCCGUCCCAGCAGUGCCUUUGCGUACUGCAAUGGACAUGAUGGGGUUGUAAUACCGGGCCGAUCCAAAGAGGCCAAAUCCUCCCGUCGGGGAUUGGUGGAUUUGGUAACGACGAACAAAACAUUCCUUGACGGGGCUCUGGGGGAACAACAAGAGCAGCUUGGAUUCUGUCAUAUCGGACUCGUGAUUCCAUUUACCAUCCUGACAGACAAGGGUAGGGCGCGUUGCAAUUGUCCCUUUGAGGACGUCUUCACGGGAGGCAUGGCUGCCGUUCAUCUGGCGAUGGAUAUGCUCAACAAGGGAGAUGGGUCGGUCGUCCCAGAGAUUGAGGGUUUGAAUGAACGCUGUCCCAUUCGAUUCACAGCCGAAUCCUUUGAUUCUACGGCAAGCGCUGCUCUGACUGUCCAAACCGUCACGGAUGUCUUGAGACGUACCACUCCAGAAGAGCGAGAGAUUUGCGCCUUUUUGGGAGCCACUCGAUCACCCGUCACUUUGCCCAUGGCAAUAUUGACGAGUCUGGCAAAUCGUCCACAGCUGACACCAUGGUCCGUUUCUUCCCAACUCGACGAUCGAGUUACCUUCCCAUUGCUGGGCCGUCUCAUUACUUCCGAGUUGGGCCUAGUGGUUCCCUUUUUAUUGUACCUGAGACAGAAAAAUGUCAAUCAUCUAGGAGUUAUAAUAUUCAACAAUAGCUACGGAAAGGCCUACGUGGAAUCUCUCUUGCAGCAGGCAGAGACCCAUCAUCCCGACUUGUCGGUGGUUGUGGCCGAAAUUCCGUUUGCCGAAGGAACCGAUGAGGAUUACGAGAGCGCCGUUGAUACCCUUGUCCGCUCUCAAUUUCGAUGGUUC
This is a messenger RNA of Seminavis robusta, 855 nucleotides long. NCBI's taxonomy places the organism in Eukaryota, Bacillariophyta, Bacillariophyceae, Naviculales, Naviculaceae. The record is from the annotation of a GenBank genome assembly.